UAUUGAUUAAGUAGAGAGAGUCAACAAUAAGCGCUGACAAUAUUGUAGAGAUAUUGAGCAAUCUAAGAUACAGAAAUUGGAAACACAAUUCACAUUAUAUUAAUUUAUUAUUAAACCACAAUUGCAAGUGUUGUAUCUAUUUUCAUAUCCAACCAGACUUUGUAACCGAAAUGUCGAUAAUAAUUUCUGGUCAACAAAGAUUAGCAAGAAAGAUUCGUGGGAUGUUUUGCUAAACCGGUUUGUGUGUCUUCGUAUGUGAGAUGGAAUAAAAAUUCGUUUAUUUCGCGGAAGGAGCGAAAGAAAUUACGUCACAUUAUGGCAAAAACAAACUGGUGUCGCAAUGAAAUAACAUAUUUGUUCGUUGAACAAAAAUCCUUAACCGGUUAUAUACGCUUAUCUCGUUGACCUUAGCGUGAUAAUUUUUAACUGGAAUGUUGUAUACGAUAUGUCGUAAACUAUAAAAUGAUGUUUCUUUCAGCAAGAAAUUCUAAUUACAGAGUUAAUUAAGACUGAAGAUGAAAAACAUUUUUCGCAAGUAAUAGUGGCCUUUGUAAAGCACUAUAAUUUUGGACAAGAUAAAUUAAAAUUCAUUAAUAAUAAAAACAAGGUUAAAUCUCUUAAACGCGAUGUUUGGUUGAAUUUGUUAAUGCGUUUCCGAAAAACAAAAAGAUCGAUUUUAUCAGAGAAAACCUGCGAUUUAAUUUAUUUCAAAAAAGAUUCGCAAUUAAGCGCGACACUUUCAUACGGCACGCGCUGUCACAUAAAACCGCGCUGUCAAGCGAAUUUGAAAUCCUGGACAAAUUCCGCGCGACGUUCGCAAAUAAUUCGUGAAUUAUUCGCGGACAUUCGUAAGCGCCAGUGCGUCGAGCACGAUUGACCGGGAGAUACGGCUUUGUGCGAGAAACGCGGUGACGGUGGAAUCGGGCGAAAACUCGGGGGGGGUCAAACGGCGCGAUCAGAUACGGGCGAUUAUAUCGCUUGUGCGCGCGCGAUGGAAGUCGCAGUAGUCGCAGCCAGAAACAGCCAGACGGGAGACCCCUGGCCACGGGCUCGGCGCACGGUGGGGCGAGGCGGAGACGCGUGUUGUCUCACGUGUUGGGCGUAAUGCAUCCCGUUUUCGACACGUGAUGCCUCCUCGUCGCGCAGUCCCCUCCCCCCCCUCUCCCUCCGACCCGCGGAUCGCUGAAGAAACGCGAGCGUCACCGCUCGUUGCUCGUAGUCGUCGCAGUGCCUGCCGUUCGCAAGCACGCACAGCACGCCGCACGGUUUGUUCGAUAACGAGAGCAACAGGCUCGUCUUCGGGCGUUAAGUGGACGUUGAUUCGCUAACUCUGCACCCUUUCGACACGCUACUUCGCUCCGGAUUUUCAACAAUUUUUCUAAUCGUAACAAUUCGGAGAAGCAUAAAAAUAUAUCUUUUUGAUAAAAAUAAGACAAAUAAAAAAUAUACGCGGAAUAGUACGUGGAUAUAAAUUUAAGUGCGAUACUCAAAUACGCUCUUAACAUGGAAUUGAUAAAGCAUACAAGCUGUGAAACGCAAAUUUGAAUAUUAUUGCAAAAUCAAUUUGCUGAAUUGCAUGUGGAACAGCUGUUGCUGCAAAUUCUAAAAGUGCACGAUUAGUCGAUAAGGUGCGAGGUGUUUGUGUUGACUAAUCAAGAAGGAGUCAAUUCGGAGUCGAGUUCUCCUCGUGGGAAGAUUGUUUUUAAAAGUGAAUUUUUUAACCGAUACAAAAGCUGUAAUAUCGAUCAACGACAAACUUUAUUUUUAAAUGACACAUCACGCGCGAAAUCUGUGCAAAGAUAUUGUCUGAAAGAGAAACCAGCUUGGAGUACAAUCGAUCUUUGAGCGAGUGGAAUAUUUUCGUUCGCUCUGAAACCUUUGUGCAAGAAAAUUCGACGAAAGAUUAUCUCUCUCUCUCUCUCUUUCCUCCUUCGUGUUCUGCCAUUCAAGGCAAAAUGGUCACACACAGUAUGGAUAAUAUUCUGAAUAUGCAGUACUACCCGACGAAUAGCCACGUCGAUGCAUCAGUGCAUUCACCGCCACCAAGAAAGAGGCGUUGUUUGAAUAAAGAGCAAGAUCCGAUGUCGCACAGAAUCAUCGAGAAGCGUAGAAGAGAUCGUAUGAAUAACUGCUUGGCUGACCUCAGCAGACUUAUACCGGCGGAAUAUUUAAAGAAGGGUCGAGGUAGAGUGGAAAAAACGGAGAUCAUCGAGAUGGCCAUUCGUCACAUGAAGCAUCUUCAAGGUCUUCGACAAGACACUAAGCACUCGCCCGUGACGCCAGUGCACACGCAUCCCGAGGACAGCGUGGACAGUGUGUCCCACUCGGCUGCCGCCUCCACCGCGGCGGAGCAUUACAGGCUGGGGUUUCAGGAAUGCUUAAGCGAGACUAUGCACUUCCUCGUGGAAGUCGAAGGUUUUUUCGCGAGGGACGCUCUCUGCGUGCAGCUUAUCAAUCAUUUACAGCAGCAUUGUGACAAAAUCUUGGCCACGAGCGACCGAUUAGGCUUUCCGCAUCCCGAGCUGCCAGCGACGAACGGCGCGAUGAACGGCGCCGGUUACGCGCACACAAGCAUUUCGACGAUAUGCCAGCCGAACGGCGGUCACUCGGACCACGGUUCGAGCUCGGGCGUGAGCUCGUUUGGCGACCCGGAACGCCCGCUGUUACGGCCGACGAUCGUGCCGCCGCCAACAAUCGUGAGUGACGACAGCAACCACAGCACCCACUCGCACAGCACGCCGCCCGGGACCGGGACUGUCUCCUGCCGAGACCGGCCGACCAAUUACAAGUUCAAGAGCUCAAUCAAGCAAAGGUUCUCAGCCGAGAGGGUGAAGUCGUGCUCGCCGCCGAUAUCGAACGGCGCUGGCACGGACAAGCCGCCGUCCUCCUCGUCCCACGGGGUACCAAUCUUCGCCCUGCACGACGCCGGCUCCUUCUACGUGCCGCUGACAGUCGAGGCGUCCCUGAUCAGGCCGCAUCUGAGCUUCAUUCCGGAUAUCGGGCCCGACACCGUACUUCAUCCGGUCACGAUAUCAGUUAACUUUAAACAUUCGACGCCGCCCGCGUGGACGCAGCAGCACAGCCCCACGCAUCAGCAUCAGACAUAAGCGGCAGGCGUGAACGAAUUAGGUCUCCGGUUAUUGAUUCUUGACGAGUCAACCGCCCUGAUGCGAGAGUAAUUAUAAGAACUCGACAAAACUUUUUAAGUAACACUGUCAGACAUUGUGAUGGAAUCGGAAGCGAUAAUGAGAUCGUUUGUGAUAGCCGCGAAAAUCGCAAACUGUAAUCGUGAUUUCUCUAUUUUAUUAAUCGCAGUACGCGGUGAAUGGAGUGAAGUGGCCUAUACGCGGUACAAUUUAUUGGCAUACUUACAAUUAGUACCAUUGUUAAAUCUCGUUAGAUUAAAUUUUGGGAAUUAGAGAAAAGAAAAAAAAAACGCUCAGUAAUAUGCUAAGGUAAUCUAUACUAAGAUAAGUGUGUAAGAUUCCUUAGAUCUGGAUGUAUCCGAUCCACGCUUUUAAUCCUUAAUCCGUAAUUUAUUUAUGAGCAUGAAGAAUAUCUCAGCAUAUUGAGAACCGAUUUCCUUCAGGGUCUUCUCCAUGAACAUUUUUAAAAUGUGUCGUUGAAUCGUCUUUCUGAUUUGUUACACGUUAGCAAAUUAAGCAUCGCUACAAGAAUUCUUUAGUCGCAAGUUUUUUUAAACGUUUCAAAAAAAGGUAUUUAGAAACUCUGCUAUCUCGCUCUCGCCACUUGGUGUGAAACCAUAGAUCUCUGGCAUUAUUCUCUCUCUCGUCGAUAUUUUAAAAUAAAUAUUGCAUCGUGUAUGGGUCGCUUUUAUAGCGUAUGUGCAUGGAGGAAUGUCGAAAUCGAGAAUGUUUGUACAUUUACUGAGGCUGUGGGUUGUUUUAGCAUUUAUGAGGUUCGAGAGAGAAAGAGUGUUAAGGGUUGUAUAUAUAUAUAUACGUAUAUAUAUACAUAGAGAGAGAGAGAGUAUUAAGAAUAGGAAGCUCCAAGUCGUUCUGGCUUCGGCGUGUCUUUCUUCGUUGUUAAUCUGUAUAAUUCACCGUUUACCUUCUUCCUCUUUGCCGACAGUCAUUUCGUCUCGUUCCCCUCUUCGCUCCAUCCGUUCUCCUUCCUCGACGCUCACUUUCCAUCUGUCAAUUCGCGCGUCAAUUCUUACGUUCUCACGAACGAAGAAAUCCAGUAUGAGAAUUGCACGAGUGCUCAUUACGGAUAUCGAACAUUCGUCAGUUGUGCAUUGAGUAUUCGAUCAAU
Linepithema humile (Argentine ant) is the source of this 4275-nucleotide messenger RNA. RefSeq names its product transcription factor cwo (gene cwo). Gene Ontology annotation, cellular component: nucleus. Gene Ontology annotation, biological process: anterior/posterior pattern specification; regulation of circadian rhythm; regulation of neurogenesis. Lineage: Eukaryota; Metazoa; Arthropoda; Insecta; Hymenoptera; Formicidae. Gene Ontology annotation, molecular function: DNA-binding transcription factor activity, RNA polymerase II-specific; protein dimerization activity; RNA polymerase II cis-regulatory region sequence-specific DNA binding. The record is from RefSeq and is a predicted model, not a curated record.